This is a messenger RNA of Clonostachys solani, 1731 nucleotides long. Lineage: Eukaryota; Fungi; Ascomycota; Sordariomycetes; Hypocreales; Bionectriaceae. The record is from the annotation of a GenBank genome assembly.
AAUACCAUCAGCAAGAUGUCUUGGAGGCACCAAGGAAUCACUGGGUCGAACAACAUCCCCUUGGGGAACCGCCGCCGUUUCGGAGGUGAAGACGAAGAACAGCCAGAAACGAGCAGCGUCGAACUGAAGCGUGGACGCGACCCCGAACCUCGAAGCGAAGCAGAUGGUCCCCGCCGCCGCAAGAAGCGAAAUCGAUGGGGAGAUGCAUCCGAGAAUAAGGCCGCUGGUUUGAUGGGUUUGCCGACUGCUAUCAUGUCGUCCAUGACGAGUGAACAGCUAGAGGCGUAUACCCUGCAUCUCCGAAUCGAGGAGAUCAGCCAAAAGCUUCGCAUCGAUGAUGUUGUUCCUGCUGAUGGCGACAGAUCUCCAUCUCCAGCCCCCCAAUACGACAACCAUGGCCGACGUAUCAACACGCGAGAAUACCGAUAUCGAAAGCGACUCGAAGACGAGCGCCACAAGUUGAUUGAGAAGGCGAUGAAGACUAUUCCUAACUAUCACCCGCCCCAGGAUUACCGCAGGCCAACCAAGACCCAAGAAAAGGUCUACGUGCCUGUCAAUGACUACCCGGAAAUUAACUUCAUUGGCUUACUUAUCGGACCCCGUGGUAACACAUUGAAGAAGAUGGAAGGAGAUUCUGGCGCUAAGAUUGCCAUUCGUGGCAAGGGCUCCGUCAAGGAAGGCAAAGGCCGCUCUGACGCUGCCCACUCCAGCAACCAGGAGGAAGAUCUCCACUGCCUGAUCAUGGCCGACACCGAAGAAAAGAUCAACAAGGCAAAGCAGCUCAUUCAUAACGUGAUUGAGACGGCUGCUUCCAUCCCCGAAGGACAGAACGAACUCAAGCGUAACCAACUUCGAGAACUUGCUGCCCUGAACGGUACCCUCCGAGACGAUGAAAACCAAGCUUGCCAGAACUGUGGCAAGAUUGGACACCGCAAGUAUGACUGUCCUGAGCGACAGAAUCUUACAGCUAGCAUCAUCUGUCGUGUCUGCGGUAACGCUGGUCACAUGGCCCGUGAUUGCCCUGAGCGACAGAAGGGCGCUAACUGGCGUAAUAAUGAUGGUGGCCGCCCCAACGGGAGACCAGGUGGCGGCGAUGCUGUUGACCGUGAAAUGGAGCAACUCAUGCAGGAACUCGGCGGCGGCUCAGCGCCUGCCCAAAUCGAAGCAGGCCCUGGGGCUUACAACGACCGAGGCGCCGAUGCCAAGCCAUGGCAACGUGGACCUACAGGCGGCCCUGCGCCAUGGAGAUCGCGCAAUAACGAGUCUAACAAUAAUGGCUCAGGUUCAGGUUCAGGUUCAGGCUCUGGCUCAGCGGCGCCAUGGGCCAGAGACCGCAACGAACGUGGGCGAGAUAACCAGAACAGUAACAACUACUAUGGCCAGGACUACAACCAAGGAGGAUAUGGUGGUGGCUCUUCAGCUGCUCCGCCUUGGCAACAACAAGCGCCCGGAACGCAAGGUGGAUACGGCAGCUACCCCGGAUAUGCUGGCUACAGUGCUGCACCUGGUGUGGGAGCUCCUCCUGGUCUUCCACCGGCUGGGGCCUCGGGUCUCCCUGCUCCCCCAGGUUUGGAUGCGACUGGUUUGAACUCACUCAUCCAACAAUACGGCGGAGCUGUCCCUCCACCUCCCCCAGCAGGAGAUGCCCCCCCACCCCCUCCCCCAGGUGAUCAUCCACCACCUCCCCCUCCAAGCGACCAACCUCCGCCACCUCCACCUCCUGGUGCUUAA